CGCAGACCGCCUCCCGGGACGGCCCGGCCGGAAACCAACAUGGCGGGCCGGGGCUGGGGCCCCCGCCGCCGUCGACGACAACCUCCCGGCCGCCGCCGCCGCCGCGUCUGAGCGCGGGCACCGAGGUGGGGGGAGGGCGGGGAGGGAGAGGGCGGCGCCAUGGCCCGACACCGCAACGUGCGAGGGUAUAACUACGACGAAGAUUUUGAAGAUGAUGAUCUUUAUGGCCAGUCUGUCGAGGAUGAUUAUUGUAUCUCGCCAUCAACAGCUGCCCAGUUUAUUUACUCAAGACGGGACAAACCUCCGUCAUGUGUUGAGCCAGUAGAAGAAGAAUACGAUGCCGAAGAUCCAAAAGAAUCUACCAACUCUAUUUCCAACCACCAACUUAGUGGACUUGAUCAAGCUCGACUUUACUCAUGCCUUGAUCACAUGAGAGAGGUGCUUGGGGAAGCUAUACCAGAGCAGAUGAUGAUCGAUGCAGUUUUGAGAAGCAAGUUUGAUGUGGAGAAGGCUUUAGCAGUAGUGCUUGAACAGGACAGAAAGCUGGAUUUGAAAAAUAAGAGCGAGGAACAAGUGUCCUCAGGAGAGAUAACAAAAGGAGACUUAUUUUGUUCAUCUGAAAUACUGGUUAAUAAUAUCAAAAGGUUUUUUCCUUCAUUGGGAAAUCAUUCAGAAUGUGCAGACACGUCUUUGGGCCGUUGUGGUCCAGUAGCCAAAGAUGAGUCACUUAAGUUGAGUGAUCGUAUGCUUCGUAAAGUGAAGAAACUUGAUAAGCCUCCUUGUGAAAAAAACCUAGGAUUACAUAGGUCGUCAAAAGAAUUCCCAUUUUCCCAUGAGGAUCCAUUUGGUGAAUCUCCGAAGAAUCAGGCACCGGUCAGCUUAGGUGCUGGAUGUCAUUCCUUGUAUGAUCCUGAGAACAAAGGAGUGCCCAGUUUGGAAUCAGUGAUGCAGCAAACUGCUAAAUCUUCAUCUGUUUUAGGCAGAUGUCUGCCUGCCCAAAGUAUUCCACUUUUUAACAGCUUGGAAAGUUUUGAAACUCCCCUUUCCCUAACCAACUCGCUAGAAAGCUUGACUCUUGCUAACAAGGCUAAUUUGUCUGAAAACGUUCCUCCAGUUCUACAGAGUUCCAAGCAGCAUCUUUCUUCUGAACGGCACGGUGUCCAAAUUUCCAAAUGUAGUCCUUCUCUAGCGGAACUACUUCAGGAACCCAGACAGAGUAAUGCAAGCCAGUAUGUUUCUUUAUCUGAUCUUUGUAACCAGCAAGCUACCGGAUUUACGCCUACGAGUUUGGGAUCCUCUCCUCUCUCCCAGCUAGCGGCUCAUAAUCAGUCUUCAGCAGGGAUGCCAGAACUCACAGGAUCCCUGUCCUCUUUGGCGUUCCGGGAGGAUACUUCAACCACCAGAGAUCUUGAAAGCCUGUCGCUUUCUGAUCUAAUUUCCAAAAUUAUCCCCGGAAUAGAUACAUGCGAAAAAGAUCCUUUUUUGCGUGAAGUGGCAUCUUUCCCUGCAAUAGACCCAACUAGCGAAUUAAGUGCCCUUACACAGCCUGUAGCUGAAUCAAAUACCUUUAUCUCAGGAGCUCAAGUUUUAAGUUCAGACCUAGGAGAGCAGUCCGGUUUCUCCAAAGAGAAUAAAAAAAGCAAGAAAGGAAAAAUCACUAAGAAACCAGCACUCACUUUUUCUUGGACAAAGGGUCUUCAUGCUCGACCUUCAGCUUUUGCUAGAACACUAUGUCUUCGUUAUCCUCCGAAAGACUGCAAGCGAUGCCCAGUUGACAGUCAUAAGACUUUCCUUUACAGUAGACAGGUUCAAGAAGUAAAGGACAUAGAAGCAGUUCCUCUGAUAGCAAUAACACCUUUUGACUUCAAAUCUGCCUCCCCCGAUGACAUUGUCAAAGCUAAACAAAAGAAAGCUUUUGUUAGAGAAUAGUGUAAAAGCGACUGGACCAUAACUGAUUUGUCUUUUUCUUUUAAGGGGAUUUAAAACGUUUUAUAGACUAAUUUUGUACUGUUAGAUAACAAUUUCUACUUUUUUACCCAUUUUUACAACAAAUUCUUAAGCUCGUUAACAGUUUCGAUUGAUUUAUAGCUUUGCACUGAAUGAACUGUUUAUUAUUACAUAUCAGCGAUGAUGAUGUGCUGAACUUAUGUUUCAGUAUUUGCCUAUAAUAGGUAACUGUUUACAAAUUAUAUACGUAGAGGAGUUGUAAUGUCCUCAUGUUAAACUUCUCAAAGGGAUUAAGAACAUUUUAAACUGAACAGUUUUGGGAUAACACACUGGGUCCUUAAUUGAAAGGUUAACCUUUCCUGCAUAACUGUGAAAAAAUAGUGUCCAUUGAACUUGGUAGGUCCAUCAGUGCUAGGUGGUAAAGUUGUUGAAGACAGUUUACCACAAAGCACUCCAGGCAUGGUUAUGAUUUUAGAAUUUUUAUAGUAUAAAUUUACCACAAAAUAGUAUUUCUAGAUUUCAGUAUUUUGUCAGCCGUUUUGGUUGGUGUAUGUCCAUUACAGACAUUUUGAAAGAUAUUAAAUUCCUUUUGUUUUUUUAAUUGGGCUUUUUUCUUUCUAAGAACUACUGAUAACUGGUAUUUCCCUUUCUUUGGUGGAUAGUUAAUAGCCCAAGGGCUGUUAAAGUGUAAAGUAAGUGACGGGCCUAACAGCCAGUGACAGGCAAUAUUUAAAAACUCCACCACACCCAAAUUCUAAAAUAUUUAGUUGUAUUAUUGUUGGAAAGAGAAUGUGAUAUUACUCUAUUUACUCUUGAGUAGAUUGAGUCGAAGUGGAAAUAGACAAUAUUUUUUCACUCACGCUUUUUCCAAAUUUUAGCUGUUUGGCAUUUCUGAAUUGUAUGACCAGUGUAUAAUGGUUAUCAACCUAAAAAUUCAGAAAAUCCUUUCCGAGUGGUAUUUUUGAAAAAAACAAAUCUCUUUAUUGUCCUAAUUCAGCGUUUUCCUGCCAGUUACAAGACAGUAAUCAAAUAAUUUAAUUAGUAUGAGCCAUAGAGGUUUUACCAGUCCGAGCAGUUCUGCCAUUACCUGUGUUUUCAUUCUGCAUUUUGAAGAGGGUGCCAUUGUGGAGUUAGGAAAUGUUCUUCCACAAUGCACACCUAACUACAACGCUAUACAGUGUUGGAUGAAAAGGUUUUGCUGAUGUGCAUGCAGUUGGACACAGCAGGAGCACUGCAGCAUGAGUUUUCUGCAACACAAAGUUCGUCAUGAACACAAUCCUCACAUUAUAGGAGAACUGAAUAUACUAAAUACUUCUGAGCUGAACUUUAAUGUGCUGUUCUAAAAAUACAUUCCAAGGUUUCAAGUGUAUAUAUUGUUUUAGGUAGCAUUUUCUGGGGGAAGAAUGUAUUUAGCUUCUCAGACCAAAAUAUUGUUGACUUACAAUUUUGAUAGAUUACUGAAGGUGAACACCUUCUGUCUAUUUGCAUAUACAUGUAUAGGCCCCUUGGCAGCUCUACUAAAAUUUGUGUAUAGUCUUGCUGUAUUUUGUCAUUCAAAGUUUGAGAAAUCACUAAUACUCAUCCUUGCUACCUAGAAUAUCUCACACAUCAUGAGUUUGAGUUUAGUUUUGCAGUUAACUGGAUUUUAAUCAUACCUGUCUUUUCAGUUUGGUUUUCCAAGCAUUGGUACUUAUUUGGAGUGACUCUAGGGAACUGAAAGUUGAAAAUAACCUAAACUGUUUUACCAUUAUUUUUGGCUAAUUUGGCUAUUGAACAUUUAAUGAUCAUGCUCUAAUUCUGUUGAGUUUCAUAGCAUUGUGGUGAUUAGUCAUAGCACUAUAUGUGUUUUCUAAUGUGUCUUUUAUGAAAUCAUGCAAAAGAUCGGCUUGGAAGCUUAUUUGCUUUGGUAUUUUUUAUUAAGUAACAUUUGCUAGCCCCAAUGCCAAUUUUUAACAAGAAAGUCAUUCUUCUUUGACCGUGUCAAUUCUGAUAGAUAUAUCUUGUUGUCCCAGACAUUUUUAAAGAAUGGGGUGAAUCGAGUAUUCAUAAAUAAAAAAGACAAUAAGAAUUAACUUUAAAAAAAGUCACAACUUUUUCUUUGAAGCAGAUGUUUUGGUCCUGUUUAAACUUAAGCAAUCAUCAAAACUCUGAAUUGACUUUUCUGGGAAAGAUGAUUCUUACCAGUGAUUGCCAAGAAUUGUGUCUGGUAGAACAUCUGUCUUUGUGCUAAUUCUUCUGGGUACCCUAAUCAGUUUUCUGCCUUUUUCUGCUCACUGAUUCCCUUUAUUUUUCCUUAAUUUAAAUUUUACAAUAUUUUUAAUCACUUUUUGCCUCUUUACCAUUUAACUUCUUUAUGUUAGAUGACGUAAACAUUGAAUAUGUUUUGCCAAGCAAGUAAUUAUGUUUUGUGGAGUCGUAUUUCUCCGCAUUUAACCGUCAGCCAUAAAAAUCAUUUUUGAACUGGGAAAAAGCGCAGAAUAUUUGUAUUUUUUUUAUAAAGGGUAACUACACAGUAAUCUAGAGUAAGAGGAAAAUAAAUCUGUGAUCGUGCAAUGCUUUGUAUUUGGCCAUCUUCAAGUGAAGCUUGAAUCAACCUGCUGGUGAUUCUAAAUUGAAGGUGGAAUUAGGUAUGAAAAGUGUAUUGCUUAAGAACAGUGUAUUAUUCAUACAAGUUUGUCUAAAUUUUUUUCUACAAGUUAUGAGGGUAUGUGGGAGAAGCAUAUGCCUACAUAGUUGUAAAAAAGCAACUUUGAAAUCUUACUUUAGAAAUCCACGUUAACCAGCUGUUUUUUGACUGUUUAAAUGUUAAAGUAUAUCAUUGAAUAGGCAGGGCGUUGGGUAUAAAUUUGUUUUGCAGUCUGUAUCUUUUCACAUUUGUAUAUAAAGUGAUGUAUCAGUUGUGCAGAUUGUUCUGUAUAUUGGAAUUUCAAUUUUUAGUUUGUAAAUUACUUGUAUGUACAUAGAACUCAGAAUAUGGUUAUUUUCCGGAACAUUUUGCGUAAAUGUUAUGCUUCAAUUUUGCGUAAAAUGAAAAGGCAUCACAGACUUUCCCAGGUCAAUAUUUGUGUAUUCAAAGUGAAUGUCAAUUAUGUGGUAUUUUAAUGACUUAUGUGAAGUUAUUGCUUUAUAUUUCUGUACAAGAAUAAAAAAGAACAAGUGAAAGGCAA
Molecule: messenger RNA, 5114 nt
Organism: Ornithorhynchus anatinus (platypus)
Lineage: Eukaryota; Metazoa; Chordata; Mammalia; Monotremata; Ornithorhynchidae
Gene: HBS1L
Product: HBS1 like translational GTPase
Exons: 5
Coding region: 160-1929 (589 amino acids)
Biological process (GO): translation
Molecular function (GO): GTPase activity; GTP binding
Source: RefSeq, a predicted model, not a curated record